AUGUCAACAGCGCUGCCUUCGAAGCAAACCAUCAUCGUUCAAAGGAAGACUCCAGGACUGCCCAAAGGGCGAUUGCCUCUAGCAGUGGCACAUGGGAGAGCGGUGCCUGAGCUCCGAUCGGAUCAUGAUGUGCUCGUUCAAGUCUUAGCCGUGGGACUGAAUCCAGUCGACGCCAAGAUGGUCUCGCACUUCUUCAUGGAGGACACGCCAGCCGGGUGCGAUUUCUUUGGAGUAGUGGUGUUGGCAGGAUCUGCUUCCACUGUCCGGGUCGGCUCGCGUGUUAUUGCUGGCGAGCUCCCCUAUCGACAGAACAAUCAACUUCACGGUGGUUUUUCUCAGUACGCAAUCGCCGAUGCCAGACAUACCAUUCUGGUACCUGAUCACUGGAGUGACACUCUAGCCGCAGGUCUUGGCAACCUAUCGUGGGCAACGGUAGGGCUGGCAAUGUCGAAACCCGAUGCGCUUGCUCUUACGGGUAAGCCUUCAGCGCCGUCUGAAAAGGCCAUUCUCGUCUUGGUGUACGGCGGUGGGACUGCAACAGGCUGUAUAGCUAUCCAAAUGCUGAAGCGGUCGGGCUACGAUCCUAUUGCAGUGUGUUCCGACAGAUCUGCCCCACGUGCUAUGAGCUACGGUGCAAUCGGCACAGCCUCGUACACGUCGCCUAAUUGCGUCGAAGAAGUGCGAAAGAUUGCACAAGGCAGGCCGAUCAAACAUGCUUUAGACUGCAUUACGCAGCCAGAUUCGGUUGAGAUAUGCUUCAAUGUGCUGGCAAGGCUUGGAGCUCGAUACGCGUGUCUUGAGGACUGCCCCGAGGCAUGGCGGCCUCGUCGGUCAGUCAAGGUCAAUAUUAUCAUGGGUUACGAGCAGCUCGGGUACGAUGUUGAACUUGGCGACUCUGUGUACACACGAAAGAGUAACCCUGAAUCUGUGCAGCUCUGUAGAAUGUGGGCUGCAGAAAUUCAAGAGAUGGUCAAUCGGGAUUUGAUCCAGCCUUUGCCUAUCAAAGAGGUGGAAGGUCAAUUUGAGGGCAUUGUGCGAGGUCUAGAAGAAAUCUCGAAGGGCAAAAUUGCGGGAACCAAACUCGUAGUGAGAUUAGUUUAA
Molecule: messenger RNA, 1101 nt
Organism: Pseudocercospora fijiensis CIRAD86
Lineage: Eukaryota; Fungi; Ascomycota; Dothideomycetes; Mycosphaerellales; Mycosphaerellaceae
Exons: 2
Coding region: 1-1101 (366 amino acids)
Molecular function (GO): oxidoreductase activity, acting on NAD(P)H
Source: RefSeq, a predicted model, not a curated record